Messenger RNA from Punica granatum (pomegranate), 1385 nucleotides. NCBI's taxonomy places the organism in Eukaryota, Viridiplantae, Streptophyta, Magnoliopsida, Myrtales, Lythraceae. The record is from RefSeq and is a predicted model, not a curated record.
AAUAUCAAUUAGGGUUUUAGGGGUUUAGGAAACCGGGGAGGAGAGUGGAGAAGGCAAGGAGCGAACAUGGAGAUUGAUUUGGGGAAGCUCCCCUUUGACAUUGACUUCCAUCCAUCGGAGCAGCUCGUCACCGCCGGUCUCAUCACCGGCGACCUCGUCCUGUACCGUUAUAGUGAAGAUUCGUCGGCAAAGAGGCUAUUAGAAGUAAACGCGCACAGUGAAUCUUGUCGAGCUGUUCGAUUUAUCAGCGAUGGGAAAGCAAUUCUCUCGGGCUCCCCUGAUUGCUCAAUUCUGGCUACGGACGUGGAAACUGGAUCCGUGGUAGCUCGGGUUGAGAAUGCCCAUGAGGCUGCUAUCAAUAGGUUAGUUAACCUGACAGAGGCUACUAUUGCAACGGGAGAUGAUAAUGGGUGUAUCAAGGUAUGGGAUACAAGACAACGAUCUUGUUGCAAUACGUUUAACACACAUGAAGAAUACAUUUCAGACAUGACUUUUGCUUCUGACUCGAUGAAGCUGCUGGCAACAAGCGGAGAUGGUACUUUGUCUGUCUGCAAUCUUCGAAGCAACAAAGUGCAAACCAGAUCUGAAUUCUCAGAAGAUGAGUUACUUUCUGUUGUUAUAAUGAAGAAUGGAAGAAAAGUUAUUUGUGGAACUCAAACAGGAACAUUAUUACUGUAUUCAUGGGGUUUUUUCAAGGAUUGCAGUGAUCGCUUUGUUGACCUGUCCCCCAACUCAGUUGAUGUACUAUUGAAGCUGGAUGAGGAUACAAUCAUUACUGGAUCAGAGAAUGGGCUUAUAAGCUUGGUAGGCAUAUUACCCAACAGAAUCAUUCGACCUCUGGCAGAGCAUUCAGAAUAUCCUAUAGAGGGCCUUGCGUUUUCUCAUGAUAGGAAGCAUCUUGGCAGUAUAUCGCAUGAUCAGACAUUGAAGCUUUGGGAUUUGAAUGAAUUACUGGAUGAUUCUACAAAUGCUCCACCCAGUCAAGCAGCUGCAGAAGGCAGUGACAGUGAUGAGAUGGAUGUGGAUAUGGAGGAUACCCCGAAGUCUAAGAAGGGAACAAAGACGAGAAAUGCUGGUAAAGGAGAUUCUACAAGCGCCGCGAACUUCUUUGCAGGCUUGUAGAUUUAUGAGCUGCCCUUCGUUUCUUAUGGUAGUUGAAGCUUCAAGAUUUUGUUUCGUUUCCUUAGCCGUCAAAAUUUUGGGGGCUGUCCACCCUCAUACAAAACAAAAUGUCGAAAUAUGGGCGUCUUAUGCUUUUUCUUUUGUCUUAUCAUCUUUGAUUGUUGACAAAUAGAUUUAACGAUCAAGGUAAUGAGAAUUGUACUGGUGUGCCAACUUUUGGUCGUCUUAGUUCUUGAUGAAAUCCAGAAAACCUUGAUUUCUGA